AUGCCAGCCAAGAAAGUAGUAGAUUUGGGCUCAAUAGACGUCACAGGAUUACAACUGGCUGAUCCAGAUUAUCACACGCCUAACAAAAUUGACGUCUUGUUAGGUGCAGUCGUUUAUAGCCAGAUUGUUUCGGGGGAAAUAAGGAAAAACAAAGAAAAAACCCUUGUAGCCCAAGCAACUUCUUUAGGUUGGAUUAUAGCGGGACAGACUGGAUCAAACCAGAAUGUAUCCAAUGUCUCUGUGUUCCAUACUUACCUUGUUGAAGAUGAUCUGCUUAAGAAAUUCUGGGAAUUGGAGUCUGAUGUGUCGAUGGUCAAACGUCACGACCUGUGGACAGAAGAAGAGAAAAGGUGCGAAGAAAUAUUUGCAGCUUCUACUACUAGAGAUGAUAAGGGAAGAUAUGUUGUGAAACUCCCGUUUUCUGACGACGACCCUGGCUGCAAAUAUGGCCAGUCUAGAGAUGUGGCAGAAAAUAGAUUUUAUGCACUAGAAAAGAGAUUAAAUAAAAACCCGGAACUUCUAUCACAAUAUAAAAAUGUAAUAGAUGAAUAUGUAAAAUUAGGACAUAUGGAGAAAGUGCCUGAAAAGGAGAAAAAUAAAAUAGACGCGGUAUACUUACCCCACCACGCUGUGGUAAAAAAGGAGAGGGACACAACGAAGGUUAGGGUUGUUUUUGAUGCUUCCUGCAAGGGAAAGAAUGGAGUGUCAUUAAACGAUAAUCUUAUGAUUGGACCGAAAUUACAACCAGAUUUACGACAUUUAGUACUUCGCUGGAGAAUGUAUCCCAUAUCGCUAGUAUCAGAUAUCGUAAAGAUGUACAGACAAGUCAAGGUUACGGAAGAAGAUGCCAAUUUUCAAAGGUUAUUAUGGAGAGAUAGUCCUGAUUUAGAGCUGCAAGAUUAUAGACUACUCAGAGUAACGUUUGGUACUGCUAGUGCACCAUAUUUGGCAGUCAAGGCUUUACAACAAAUAGCUCUAGAUGAAGGAGAAAAUUACCUUCUAGCCACUGAAAGAGUACGCAAAGAGUUCUAUAUGGACGACCUCAUGACAGGUUGCGAAACGGAAGAGGAAGGGAUUGAAAUUUACAGGGAAAUGAACGAAUUAUUAGGGAAAGCUGGAUUUACGUUACAGAAAUGGACUACUAGCAGCAAUAACUUAUUGGAGAUGAUUAAAAGAGAGAAAAAGGACGUGGGGAGUGGCUGGAACUUUGUGGGGCUGUUCUUCUAA
Cydia amplana is the source of this 1227-nucleotide messenger RNA. RefSeq lists its product as uncharacterized. The record is from RefSeq and is a predicted model, not a curated record. Bases 1 to 1227 code for a protein of 408 amino acids. Lineage: Eukaryota; Metazoa; Arthropoda; Insecta; Lepidoptera; Tortricidae. The transcript has 2 exons.